CUGAUAUACUCCGGUCGUCUGCUGUGAACAGCCAGAACAGAAAACAACACCGCAGUGUACGCGUGAGGUUUCAUUGACUAAAGUAUUCACACCAUUCAUAAACUUAGGACAUUCCAGGAUACUCUCAUAAACUCGCGGUAUAAUUCUUUGGUAUUCAUGGAUUGAAUUCAUUUUAUUUAUUGAAAAAAAAAAGUUUUAAUAUAAUUUAUUCCUUCAAACUUGAUUAUUGUAUCUGUGUGUGAACUGAACUAUGGAGGAUAACUAUAACAGCAACUAUCUUCAAGUGCCUGGGGUGGACUCGAACCCCGACAACCGACUGUGCGGCAGUUGGAGGCUAGACGCCAGCGACAAGUACACGGCGGCCAUCGAACUGUCCAACAGGUGUCGCGAGUUCUACAACUCUCGCGUGGUGGUGGCCAACAGCAUGAAAACACGCUGGAGGGACAGCCUCUCAGACACAUCCUCAUCAUCAUCAUCGUCUGCUGCAUCCUCGCCGACCUCGUCGUCGUCUUCUCUAUCUCAGGGCUCAGACGACAGCAGGUCUAGCAGACGACAAAGAAGCGGAGUAGAUCUUGCUAUGGAGAAACUUCGCGCAGAAAUGGUGUCGCUGAUGGACCAGGACCUGUCCCUGAUGAAGCAGCUGCUGACCCUGAACGAGACCAUCGAGGAGCUCAAGUGGCAGCGACAGUACUACAGCUGCAGCUCGCUGUCCAGCAGAGACGUGGGCAGCAACUGGUCAGUCUCGGACACGGAGAUGUACGAGUCGGACGAUGACCUGGUCAAGCUGGCAGACAGACAGCUGACCACUGACAUACAGCUGACCACUGACAGGCAGCUGACCACACUCGUCGCUUCAGAUGUCGAGAAGAAUGUCGUCGACCAGAACGCCAACUCCAGCAGACGUCCAGCCGACAGGGUCAGCUGUCCGCAGGAUGACGCGCCACGGCCCGACCCCCCGGGCUCUGUCAGUAACGUCUGGUACAGUCAGCUGGCCAGCAGGGGUCACGUGAUCAACAGCGGACCAAUCGUCAUCCGACAUGAACGAGAUCAGAAUUCUUUUGAUUCCGGAAUCCACGAAGCAAGCGCCAGUGAUGACGUCAUCUGGAAUGUGUGAGUGACCGGACAUACGUCACUUGCUCAACAUUAUUUGGUGUGUUGUCCACUAACAACUCACUCAUGUGCGGCUUACGACACGUGCUAUUUAUAGCAUCCGACCAACUAAAUAAGGUUGCAAACGACAGAGGAUUCGAACCCGCAACUUUCUCAACACGGAACUAGUCUCAAGUUUUAGCUUUAAUCGACCAGCCACAAGACGGAGAGCUGAUGAUGUCUCGUUCUCCAGGAUCUUGUGAUGUUCCAUCCUCCAUGAUCUUGUGAUGUUCCAUCCUCCAUGAUCUUGUGAUGUUCCAUCCUCCAUGAUCUUGUGAUGUUCCAUCCUCCAUGAUCUUGUGAUGUUUCAUCUUUGUUGACUUCAUCCAAUGGAUGAUACAGCCAAAUGACUUCUGUAUACACUCCAUGUAACGGGUGUCAGACUAUGACAGCUAGAGUGCGCGCGUGUGUGUAUAUAUGUAUAUAUGUAUGUGUGUGUGUGUGUAUAUAGAGUAUGUGUUGUAAUUUAAUGACCAGAUUUCAUUUGUUGAAAUGACCAAGUUUGGAUUAUCCAGAUAUCAUUGACCGACCUAGGGUCAGGUGGUGACCCAGUUGUAAACAUGUUACGUGCCCAACAGAAUGCAGGCUUGACACCCGAGUUUUAAAUACCGUGUCUACUUUUAGCAUCUUUAUCUUAUGAUACUGUGGUAUCAGUCGGGGGUGACUAAUUUAGUCAUUCUCGUCUGCUGAGGUGACUAAUUUAGUCAUUCUCGUCUGCUGAGGUGACUAAUUUAGUCAUUCUCGUCUGCUGAGGUGACUAAUUUAGUCAGUCUCGUCUGCUGAGGUGACUAAUUUAGUCAGUCUCGUCUGCUGAGGUGACUAAUUUAGUCAUUC
This is a messenger RNA of Physella acuta, 1983 nucleotides long. RefSeq lists its product as uncharacterized. NCBI's taxonomy places the organism in Eukaryota, Metazoa, Mollusca, Gastropoda, Physidae. The record is from RefSeq and is a predicted model, not a curated record.